Molecule: messenger RNA, 2050 nt
Organism: Phyllotreta striolata
Lineage: Eukaryota; Metazoa; Arthropoda; Insecta; Coleoptera; Chrysomelidae
Source: the annotation of a GenBank genome assembly
GUCGCCGCGGAAAUCGAGUAGGGGGAAGACCUAGAGCCAGUGCGAACAAUCAACAGAUUUCAAAUUAUAUACCGCUCGUUAAACCAACUGCCGGGUCGAUUUCCGCUCCGAAGAGGCCAUGGACACCGACCAAUUCCGCGACGUCGGCAAGGAGAUGAUCGACUACAUCUGCAACUACCUGGAGAACAUCGGCGAGCGCCGCGUGACGCCCAACAUCGAGCCCGGCUACCUCAAGAAGCAGCUGCCGCUGGAGGCGCCCCACGACCCGGAGGACUGGGCCCAGAUCAUGGCGGACGUCGAGAGCAAGAUCAUGCCGGGCGUCACGCACUGGCAACACCCCCGGUUCCACGCGUACUUCCCCAGCGGGAACUCCUUCCCGUCCAUACUCGGCGAUUUGCUCUCCGCUGGCAUCGGCUGCAUCGGGUUCUCUUGGGCGGCCAGUCCGGCUUUAACUGAACUCGAAACUAUAGUCCUCGAUUGGUUAGGCAAAGCCAUCGGUCUACCGGACCAAUUUCUGGCGUUCAAAGAGGGCAGUCGAGGCGGAGGCGUCAUACAAACUUCGGCUAGCGAAUGCGUGCUGGUGUCGAUGCUGGCUGCGAGGGCGCAGGCCAUCAAGAGGCUGAAGCAGCAGCACCCCUUCGUCGAGGAGGGGCUGUUGUUGUCCAAGCUGAUGGCCUACUGCUCCAGGGAGGCGCACUCCUGCGUCGAGAAGGCCGCCAUGAUAUGCUUCGUGAAGCUGCGGAUCCUCGAGCCCGACGAGAAGUCCUCGUUGAGGGGGAAGACUCUGUUGAUGGCGAUGGAGGAGGACGAAACGAUGGGCCUGAUCCCGUUCUUCGUAUCGACCACGCUGGGCACGACCUCCUGCUGCGCCUUCGACAACCUGGAGGAGAUCGGCCAGGUGUGCCGGAAGUUCCCGUGCGUGUGGCUGCACGUCGACGCCGCCUACGCCGGCGGCUCGUUCAUCUGCCCCGAGCUCAAGUACCUGCUCAAGGGCAUCGAGUACGCCGACUCGUUCAACACCAACCCCAACAAGUGGCUGUUGACCAACUUCGACUGUUCGACCUACUGGGUGCGCGACCGCAUCCGGCUCACCUCGGCGCUGGUGGUCGAUCCGCUCUACCUGCAGCACGGCUACUCGGACGCCACCAUCGACUACAGGCACUGGGGCGUGCCGCUCAGCCGCCGCUUCAGAUCGCUGAAGAUCUGGUUCGUGCUGCGCACCUACGGGAUAUCCGGCCUGCAGAGGUACAUCCGGAACCACAUCAGCCUGGCGCACCGGUUCGAGGAGCACGUCGUUAGGGACAGGCGCUUCGAGAUUUGCAACGAAGUCAAAUUAGGGCUGGUCUGCUUCCGGCUGAAGGGCGGCGACAAGCUGAACGAGAAACUGCUGAGCAACAUCAACGCUUCGGGGAAGCUGCACAUGGUUCCUUCGAAUGUCAAUGAUAAAUAUGUGAUAAGGUUCUGCGUGGUCGCCACCGAUGCCGAUGAAGAAGAUAUAGACUACGCCUGGGAAGUCAUAAAAGAAUUCGCCGAGGAAUUAUUGGAGGCGCAAUCGGCCGACAAGGAAAGGGAGUUCCAAGACGAGGUGUUCGACUUGCUCGAGAGGAAGAAGAAGGAAACGCUGGCCCACAAGCGCAGCUUCUUCGUGCGGAUGGUGAGCGAUCCGAAGAUCUACAACCCUUCCAUAGCCAAGUCGCUGCCGUCCACCAGGAGGCACCUGACGGAGCAGGCCGAUUCGCCCCUUUCGCCCGACGGGAACAUCACCGUGCAACCGCCUUCGUCACGUCCGAGAAACUUGCAUUCGCUUCAAAGAAGUUCAUCCUGGAUCAGCUGGCCUUUGGCUUUCCUAUUUCAAGGCAUAACCGACGACGGCGCCUCUGGAAACCUGCCAAUUAGAUUUAGGCAUUUGGACACCAAAGUUCGCCUGAAGGCCACCGGGAAAUCCGGCAACGCGGCGUCCCCGUCCGUUUCCCCCGACGGGGAGAACUCCCGCUCGCCCAAACGCUCUCCGGUUUCGUCCAGGAGAUCUUCACCGUCGGGCACUUCUUAG